Molecule: messenger RNA, 3111 nt
Organism: Penicillium diatomitis
Lineage: Eukaryota; Fungi; Ascomycota; Eurotiomycetes; Eurotiales; Aspergillaceae
Product: exocyst subunit SEC5
Exons: 2
Coding region: 1-3111 (1036 amino acids)
Biological process (GO): exocytosis; Golgi to plasma membrane transport
Cellular component (GO): exocyst
Source: RefSeq, a predicted model, not a curated record
AUGAUGUCCGAUCUCGACGUCGCAAGCCAUUACAACUUGCCGUCUGAAUUUCCAGAGGAAUGGCCCGCGGCGUUAGACGAUCUUGAAGUGUCGGACUCGGAGCCCGUCUCGCAUUCUAAGUCGCGCGCUCGCAAAUCACGAUACUUCGCGCUGGAACGGACCUCGAGUCAAUUGCAGAGCAACUUUGGUUCGCGACGCGGAAAAGAGGGAAGGGACACAACGCAAAGCGAUGAACCUGAUCCUCUUGGAGGUAGUGAUAGCAUUAUUCGAACACUCAAGAGUCGUGGUGUUCGCCUGGAAGAUGAUGGAGGCCAACGGUCACGCUUCUUGCUGUCAUCCACGUCGUUCUCUCCGGCGCUAUUCUUAUCUCAAGUGCAUCAUGACGCCUCGAUCGAAGCGCUUGUCGCGGGACUGAACAAUUUGUCUCAAUCGAUCGAUGAGAAAUCAGCCUCUCUGAAAGUCCUGGUGGAAGCAAACUUUGAGCGUUUUGUCCGCGCCAAAGCCACCAUUGAUAGUGUCUAUACGGAAAUGAGGGACCAGGGUGCUUCAAAUGAACAGACGAUAGCGCCGCGGCGAUCAGGACAUUUCCGUAAUUAUUCUGGUCAAUACCAGGCCAGCACGCCUGUUGCACCUGUCACGAACGGUCCCAAAAAAAAUGCCCUGACCAAAGAAAGCGAAUACGGCAUGAAAGGCAUCCGAGGUCCUCUCUUGGAAGCCUCAGUGAAGGCGGAGGAAGUAUGGGGACCUGCGCUGGGUGGAAGAGAUCGGGAGUUGGUCCUCAAAUCCGUCGUGGAAACGAUGGAGAAGCACCGCGAUGUGUACGAGAUCGGGAGUCAUUUGUCCAAGGCCAUCCAACAGCGCGACUAUGAUGCCGUAUUCGAGCAGUACACGAAAAGUCGCACUUUGGCAAACCGAGCAAAGAACAUUGUGGAGCAGGCCUCCAGUUCUCGAAGACAAUUGACCGAUAACGAAACGCACACCAUUCUCGCGAUGGGUCGCAUGUGGACGGAUGUUGACUUGCAGAUUCAGAACUUCAAGCGGGAUCUCUGGAGGCGAUUGAGCGAUGCGCCCACGACUUCCACGACCAGUACCGCGUUAGGCCCCAAAGAGGAACACAUGGAGUUGAUUGGCGCCUUGCUGGAAUUAGGGGUGGACAACAACCCGAUCUGGACAUGGCUGCUCAGCAGAUACGAGUUUUUGAAGACUAAGAUUACAUCUUUCUGUGAACGCUGCAAAGUUGAAAUUGAAAUCCUACGACGGAGACUCGCUGGAGGCGACGUGCCAACGCCGCAGUCAGUUGCAUCAUUUUUGCGUCUCGCUCCACGCGAUGGCUUCACAGAUACACCGGAGCGACUGGACACCGAUCAAGUCAUUGAACUUUGGGACUGUAUUCAGGCAUUCUUGACGAGGCUUCUAUCUUCACAGAAUGGACUGCUAGGUGAAGUGCUGGACUUCUGGGAGGCAGCUCAGUCUUUCAUUGACGGUAGCCGCCAGAGACUGCUCCCCGUCGGAUUUGAAGGCGAGAGUCGAAAACAUCACCGACUCACUCCGGCUAACGUGACGCGACUUGAGCAAGGCGUUGUGGAGCUGGUCACUCUCAUCCGGGAGAAUGUUCUUUCACUCUUCAAUGAUCCGCCCACGGAGGACAUGUCGCUGCUUUUCUCUCCAAUCCCACCGAGCCCAACAAGCCCUGCGUCGCGCGGAGUGACGCCUACCGAAUCUCGGUUCAAACUUGACCCCAAGAAUCUACCCAUCUCAAUCCCAAAGACAGGCGAGCAUUGGGAGGGUUAUGCAUUCUGGCCGCCAUACUCGAACUCUCUAAGUGGUAUUCAUUAUCUCAGUAGAUUCUUGAUCAUACUCGGCACUGCCGCCAGUGAGAUGGCAGCGCUGAGUCCAGUCAGCAACACCACGCAAGCGAGUGAUCAGCUCAAGACCGUGAUUAGCGUUGCGCGAGAGCGUUCAGCCCGUGUGGCGUGCUCUGCGUGGAGUAAGGACGCGGAGAUCUUCAAGAUGCUCGAAGAUUGGACUCGCGAUUCUGAAAAACGCGAUCAAACAAAAAUGCCUUGCUUGUUUGUGGACUUUGAAAGUGCCAUCUUAGGUGGCAUGCAAAAGAUUCUUUACAUUUCCGAAGCUAUGGCAAAACCGGGAUCGGUGGAUGUGGUCACUCAGCCACCUGCAAAAUUACUGCAGAUGGUGCGUACGCAGUUCGUCUCCAGUGUUUAUAAGGCAUUGAGUGGUCUCGUGGAGAAUGCGGAGCGGCUCGCGCUGUCGGAAGAGGAGAAUGAGUGGGUUCUAUCGAGGCCCGUCAUGGCGAGUCAAGUAGUCGACGCUGCUUUGUCGGUGCUGACUGUGGACUCUGUGGAUUCUCACGACCGGAACGUGAGAAUACUUCUUACUCUAUCCAACCUCAAGGCCCUACAGGCUGAAUAUGUUCCGCGAUUGAUUGCCAAUUUCGAGACAUCAUUCUCGGUUCAAUUGACGGAAGAAGGGAAGACUGUGUCCGACGUCCUUAAGCAGAUUGAAGAUCGCCUUUUCCAGUCAUACACCCAACCGACCAUUGCCACGUUGAACAAGAUCAUCAACGCGGGAAUCACGGCGCCAGAUUGGGUACCGUCUACAGAUCGACCAGAUCAAGUGCGACCCUACGUGUAUAGCACCAUGCUGACCCUGGUACUGGUGCACACUGAAAUCUCCACAACAAUCCCUUCGACAAUCUCUCCAGUUUCCAGCCGGGCGUCGAAGAACUCUCCCUCAUCACUGCUGGUCACCAUCCUGUCUCGUCUGUUAGUAGCGGUCUCAUCGUCUCUUCUAGACGCCUUCCGCUCCCGCCCCACAUUCUCACUCGCAGCUCUGAUGCAAGCGACGCUGGACACCGAGUUUAUCGCACAGACUCUAAUUCAGUAUUCCACCGACGAGGCAUCGAACCUGCAGAGCCAGAUUUACGUGGAACUGGAUCGUCGUACGACUCACGAGGCUCGUACCAAACUUCAGGCGGAAUUGGGAGAGAUGCGGGUGGUACUCAAACGCUUGCGAGAUCGGACGAAAGGCGAGUUUGCUUGUUUCAAGAAAUCUCGCAGCGCGGGAAGCUCCAAGCCUUCCACUUCUAGUUAA